This is a messenger RNA of Penicillium angulare, 942 nucleotides long. RefSeq lists its product as uncharacterized. NCBI's taxonomy places the organism in Eukaryota, Fungi, Ascomycota, Eurotiomycetes, Eurotiales, Aspergillaceae. The record is from RefSeq and is a predicted model, not a curated record. The transcript is spliced from 3 exons. The coding region runs from base 1 to 942 and encodes 313 amino acids.
AUGUUUCUGUUCCAGCACAGGGAAUCAGCUUGGGUACACCUGGGCUUAUGCUGUUACGGCGAAGCUGUUGGAGCUGUUGGAGCUGGCACUGCUUCACAGACAGGAUCGGAUGGUGAUGAGAAAUCCCAUGAACCCGGGAACUGCCCAGACACCAGGUCCAUAUACAGCAACGGAAGCGCCUCCAAUCGUGGACAUGGCACGGAUGAUACUCUGGCCGUGACUCGGAUAUUGGAACAGUAUGGAAUCCCUUGCUUUCUGGUCGGUACAGCGGCCCUCGUUUUCAACGGCACUGACAGAGUUCGUAUGCUUAAAGUGAUCCGUCUCGUGUCGCAGGACAGGGAAAUUUGCGUGCCAACUGAGCUCGUGAGCCAGGCAGCAGAGAUACUGCAAUCAGAACCAUACGCAGCGCAAUAUCGCCUGAUCAAACCGUGGCCUCAUUACUAUUCCUUAUCUCUGUAUCACAUGUACCACCGGUUGAAAAGCAGAGAGAUUGAUCAUUACUUCUUCCUUGUUCCUUCAAUCGACAUGUAUAUUGAUUAUGUCCCUUCCAAUUUCACACGUAGUUUCAGAGGGCUACCGUAUCCUAAGCUGGAUGUCUCUAUUAAAAGCUGUUUGGACACUUGCUACAUGGUCCAGCUUUGUGAUGUGAUCGACGAUACCAAUGUGUCGGAGGAAUGGGAAGAGAAGGGCUUGAACAUAAAGGGGACUAACGAUGUAGAAUGGGCCAGAGAAAAGAAUAAGAGGGGAGAGGAGUUUGGCGGAAUGACAACUUAUGCUAUGUUUGCUUGGGGAGGACGGAGAGACAAGCGGGAGAUGUGGCGGUUGUUGGUGCGCACUAAGGAGGACCGGUUGGAUUGGACAAAACUCAAGGAUAUAUUUAUAACUCAAUAUUGUAUUAUAGGUGAUCCGGAUUCCUGGAUGGAGUUAUCUGACAUGUCUUAA